AUGGCUUUUUCAACUGCUCUGAAACUCUCCUUGCGGCACUAUCCCCGCACAGUCACAACUACUGGUGUCAACACCUUUCUCCGUCAACUCUCGACCACACCAUCAAUUAAUCAUAGCUAUCAAGCAUCUACAAAUGAUUCCACCUCCCCCUUCGCUCCGCGACAUUUCUUAUCAAUUGCAGAUCUUUCAGCUUCUGAACUUUCCACUCUUGUCCGCCAGUCCAGCAAAGCCAAACAUGCCAUUAAGACUGGUAAUAUCUCCACUUCACUUCAGGGCACAUUAUCUGGGAAGACAAUCGCGAUGAUGUUUUCCAAACGUUCUACCAGAACUAGAGUAUCCACCGAGGCCGCAGUGGUAUACCUCGGUGGCCAUCCUAUGUUCUUAGGAAAGGAUGAUAUUCAACUUGGGGUUAAUGAAUCGCUCUACGAUACCUCUAAAGUCAUCUCCUCAAUGACAUCUGGUAUCGUCGCCCGUGUUGGCCCUCAUUCAGAUAUUGCCGAACUCGCAAAAACGUCAACAGUUCCAGUCAUCAAUGCACUUUCUGACGCUUUCCACCCCCUUCAAGCGGUCACCGAUGUUCUCACCAUAACCGAGCACUUCCCUAAACAUAAGGGCAUCAAGGUGGCUUGGGUUGGCGACGCAAACAAUGUUCUUUAUGACCUUGUCAUAGCUUGUGGGAAAAUUGGGAUCAACGUUUCUAUAGCCACCCCGAGUAUGUAUCCCGUGGGUCCUGACAUGCUUGAGCUUGCUCGUCUUGUAGCCGAUAAAAGUGGUGCGAUAAUUGAGACUACCCAUGAGCCCGAGAUGGCAGUAAAGGGAGCCAACGUCAUCGUUACGGAUACCUGGGUUUCUAUGGGGCAAGAAUCAGAGAAAGUUAAAAGAUUGAAGCAAUUCCAGGGGUUCCAAGUCACGGCAGAGCUUGCCAAAAAAGGAGGCGCAGACAAAGAUUGGAAAUUCAUGCACUGCUUGCCAAGGAAACCUGAAGAAGUCUCGGAUGAUGUCUUUUACUCCCCGAGAAGUUUAGUCUUUUCUGAAGCGGAAAAUAGGCUUUACGCGGCGAUCGCAGCUUUGGAAGCGUUUGUGGUUAAAAAGGGGAAAUUUGACGAAUAG
Morchella importuna is the source of this 1110-nucleotide messenger RNA. RefSeq lists its product as uncharacterized. Gene Ontology annotation, molecular function: amino acid binding; ornithine carbamoyltransferase activity. Gene Ontology annotation, cellular component: mitochondrion. Gene Ontology annotation, biological process: L-citrulline biosynthetic process. The transcript is spliced from 2 exons. The coding region runs from base 1 to 1110 and encodes 369 amino acids. NCBI's taxonomy places the organism in Eukaryota, Fungi, Ascomycota, Pezizomycetes, Pezizales, Morchellaceae. The record is from RefSeq and is a predicted model, not a curated record.